Molecule: messenger RNA, 3594 nt
Organism: Microthlaspi erraticum
Lineage: Eukaryota; Viridiplantae; Streptophyta; Magnoliopsida; Brassicales; Brassicaceae
Source: the annotation of a GenBank genome assembly
AUGGUUUUAGGUUUGUCUGAUUUAGGACCUCGUUGCUCUGACUCUGAGAAUCGAGACUUUCCGACGCAACGCAGCAACAAUGAUCAAGACAAGACCGGUCACAUUUCGAUGAAGAAGCAUCAGCACCCAAGAACAGAAGAAGAUGGUGGUGGUGAUGAUCAGGACAACACCGAGUUUCCGAGCAAGAAGAAAGCGAAGAAGAGCAGUCCAGAAACAGAAGCUGGUUCUUUUUCAUCAGACCACUCUUGUUUUGUAGCUCUUGUCAAGGCUUCGAAUCUACAAAAUGAUGCUCUGUAUCUUCCACAACAUUUCACGAGCUCAAAUGAUAUUACAAGAAAUUGCCGCAAGAUUCUUGUAAUGGAUGGAGGGGAAAGAUCAUGGGUAUUGGAUCUGACGUUCGAUGAAUCAUCUGGUACUUUCUACAUAAGCCGUGGUUGGAGAAAGUUCUGUGAAGAAAAUGGUCAAGAAGCAGGAGGCUUCUUUAUGUUUAAGCUAGUGGGAAAUGGGGAAACGCCUGUGCUCAGUUUCUGCUCAACAGAAUCUACCAAUGAUGGAACAACAGGAGACAACAACAACAAGCACAACAAAGAAUAUUGUAUAGAGCUUGAGAAAGAGAAGAGUCGUCUAAGCCAAAACCGAUAUAUGACAUUAACACUUUCAGAGAGUAGUUUCACAUAUGGUAAACUGUGUCUUUCAUUGCCAUUCAUGAGAGAAAAUGGCUUGGACAAACCUGGGAUCAUCACUCUGUUGGGUAAAGAUGGUACAAAGUGGCUGGUGAGUCUUAAACAGGGAUGCACAGGAAGAAUGAGUUUAGGAAAGGGAUUGAGAGAGUUUGCUAUAGGAAAUGGCUUAAAGAUUGGUGGAUCCUUUACGUUGGAAUUAAUUUGGCAAGACACAACUCCUAUGCUCAGUUUGUUGCAUACAGAUUCUCGUAGUGAUAAAAGGCAACAAGGAGAGCAUUGUUCAAAAGCCAGUGAGAGAGAGCCUGUUUACACAGAACCUAACAGUGGAAACAAGACAAUCAAAGCCAAGAGUAAUAGAGAAGAGAGAAGUUCAAAGGAGCUGGUGCGAAACAAGUUUCCUCCUUGCAGGAGAGCUUCAUUGUCACCUAACGAAAGCCGAUUCGCGACAUUGACUCUUACACAUGACAGCCUCAGAACGGGAAGACUGGGUCUUCCAUCGUCAUUCACGACAAAAAAUGGCUUGGACAAACCUCAAUUGAUAACUCUGUUGGGAAAAGAUGGUACAAAAUGGGUGGCGAAUCUUGGACUGGAAAAGAAAGGUGGGAGAAUGAAACUGGGAAAAGGCUGGAAAAGUUUUGCUAGAGCGAAUGGCUUAAAGAUUGGUGAAUCCAUCACGUUGGAGUCAAUCUGGAAAGAUGCAACUCCUAUGCUCCGUUUGUUUAGUGAAGAGCUUCCUUCCAGGAGAGCUUCAUUAUCACCAAACGAAAAUCGAUUCCUGACAUUGACUCUCGGACAUCGCAGCUUCACAAAAGCUGGACUGUGUCUUCCAUUGCCAUUUAUGAGAGAAAAUGGCAUGGACAAACCUGGGAUUAUCACUCUGUUGGGAAAAGAUGGUACAAAAUCGGUGGCAAAUCGUCGCCGGGAAAGCACAGGUGGAAGAAUGAGUUUGGGCAAAGGUUGGAAAGAAUUUGCUAAGGCAAAUGGCUUAAAGAUGGGCGAAUCCAUCACGUUGGAGUUAAUCUGGCAAGACACAACUCCUAUGCUCAGUUUGUUCCAUACAGAUUCUAGUAAAGAUAGAAGGGAACAAGGAGAGUAUUGUUCAAAAGUCAGUGAGAAAGAGCCGGUUUACACAGAACCUAACAGUGGAAACAAGACAAGAAUAGCCGAGAGUAAUAGAGACGAGAGAAGUUCAAAGGAGCUGGUGCGAAACAAGUGUCUUCCUUACAGGAGAGCUUCAUUGUCACCAAACGAAAACCGAUUCGCGACAUUGACUCUUACACAUAACAACCUCAGAUAUAGUAGACUGCGUCUUCCAUUGCUAUUCACGAGAGAAAACGGCUUAGACAAACCUCGGUUGAUAACUCUACUGGGGAAAGAUGGUGCAGAGUGGCUGGCAUAUCUUUGCUGGCAUAGCAAGGGUGGACCAAUGCAAUUGACAAAAGGCUGGAAAUUUUUUGCUGAAGCAAAUGGCUUAAAGCUUGGUGAAUCCUUCACGUUGGAGUUCAUCUGGAAAUAUGCAACUCCUAUGCUCAGUUUGCUCAGUGAGGAGUCCCCAAGUGAUAGAAAGCAACAAGAGGAGCGCUAUUCAAAAACUAGCGAGAAAGAGUCUAUUUCCACAGAACCUAGCAGUGAAACCAUGGCCACAAAAGCCAAGAGCAACAUAGAGGAGAACAGAGAUCCAUCUUCAGCAGUCCACAAUCGAUUUCUGACAUUAACACUCACACAUGAAGAUUUUAAACUAUGUCUUCCAUUGCCAUUCAUGAGAGAAAAUGGCUUGGACAAACCUGGGAUUAUCACUCUGUUGGGUAAAGAUGGUGCAAAGUGGCUGGUGAAUCGUAAACGGGAUCGCACAGGAAGAAUGACUUUGGGAAAGGUUUGGAGAGACUUUGCUAUAGCAAAUGGCUUAAAGAUUGGUGGAUCCUUUACGUUGGAGUCAAUCUGGCAAGACACAACUCCUAUGCUCAGUUUGUUCCAUACGGAUUCUAGUAGUGAUAAAAGGCAACAAGGAGAGUAUCGCUCAAAAGCCAGUGAGAAAGAGCCUGUUUACACAGAACCUAACAGUGGAACCAAGACAAUUAAAGCCAAGAGUAAUAGAGAAGAGAGAAGUUCAAAGGAGCUGGUGCGAAACAAGUUUCUUCCUUGCAGGAGAGCUUCAUUGUCACCUAAAGAAAACCGAUUCGUGACAUUGACUCUUACACAUGACAGCCUCACAAAGGGAAGACAAGGUCUUCCAUUGUCAUUCACGACAAAAAAUGGCUUGGACAAACAUCGGUUGAUAACUCUGUUGGGAAAAGAUGGUACAAAAUGGGUAGCAAAACUUGGACUGGAAAAGAAAGGUGGAAGGAGAAUGCAAUUGAGAAAAGGCUGGAAAAGUUUUACUAAAGCAAAUGGCUUAAAGAUUGGUGAAUCCUUCAUGUUGGAGUUUAUCUGGAAAGAUGCAACUCCUAUGCUCAGGUUUUUUAGUGAAGAGUCCCCAAGUGAUGGAAGGCAACAAGGGGAACACUAUUCAGAAACUAGCCAGAAAGAGUCUAUUUCCACAGAACCUAGCAGUGAAACCAUGGCCACAAAAGACAAGAACAACAUAGAGGAGAACAGAGUUCCAUCUUCAGCAAUCGACAAUCGAUUUGUGACAUUAACACGCACACAUGAAGAUGUUAAACUUAUUCUUCCGAGUCACUUCAUGGAGGCUAAUGGCAUCAACAGGCUUGGGAAAGUAACUAUGUUGGGUAAAAAUAGGAAGGUGUGUUCGGGUUUUCUAUUGUCAAGAGAUGGAGUCUUGGCUCUGGGAGAUGAUUGGAUAGGCUUUUGUGAAGCUCAUGGUGUUAAGACAGGAGAUUCCUUCACAUUGGAGUUCGUUUAUAAGCAAGAGACAACUCCGGUACUCAGGUUCAGUUCCAACUCCCGAGACUGA